Molecule: messenger RNA, 1306 nt
Organism: Desarmillaria tabescens
Lineage: Eukaryota; Fungi; Basidiomycota; Agaricomycetes; Agaricales; Physalacriaceae
Exons: 2
Coding region: 418-918 (166 amino acids)
Source: RefSeq, a predicted model, not a curated record
GUACCUGUCUGAAAAGAAAAGGGCUCUCGUACAGACCCAUAGGCAGGACACCAUCAACGUAUGUCACUUUCUCGAGGACGCAUCAUACAAUUCACUUGAAGAAGGAUCGACAGUUCCAGACUAUUUGGAGAGUGAAGACCUUCAGAUUUCUGAGACAAAUAGCAUGGAUGAUACUUGUCGCACAGAAUUCCUUUGACCUGUAGCUUCAAGAACAAGCGUGACAGUUGGAACGAAGGAUCUGAAGGGCGGAUCCUACUAACCGUGAUGUGCGUCUGUGGCGGCCUUAGCGCCGUGAAGAGCGAUGAAUCCGGGGGCGAUAAACUUCGGUUCUCAAACAACGCCGGACCCUGAGCGCUGUAUAUAUUGGCCUUUGCCCCUACAAGAGCAAGCAACUUGUCUAUCCCUCUUACCAAGGACAUGUCCUCCAACAGUGUCGUAACCAAACUCCCGCCAGAAAUCAUCGAGCAGAUUAUCUUUUCUCUCUGGUCCCUCGACCUCACCACCACCGAACGCAUUCACCUCAUUACCUCCUCCGUCCUCGUCAAUCACGCAUGGGCAGAACUCUUCCUUCGCGUAUCCUGGCGCGACGUGUUCAUACCUACACUACCCUUCGUCAUGCAUUUCCGCCGUUUGCUCUGUGGAGAAGCAACUAGUAUUACUCGGAUUCUCAGCUUGGAUUCGGGUUUACCGAAUAUUCUAUGUCGGAGUAUUACAUUCGAUACGUCGAAACAAGGAUUGAAGGAUCCGAUGGUGGAGGCACGGGGGAACUUGGGCUUGUUCUUCCUUGGGCAUCGAGGGAUCGUUCCGGAUCUGAGGUGGAUAACGUACCGGGAUGGUACGGACGUGAAGAGGGUAGCCUUUAGGUGGGCAGUAUCCCCAGACACACGGGGGCAAUGCCGUGCAGAGAUGGGGAAAUGAGCGGUACAUUUCUGAUGAGUGUCUCCAUUUAUGCAGCUAGGAAACGUCAGCAGCCUUUUACAACGGAGGAGUUAUCAGGUACCACAACCUUAAACCCUUUCACGUUCCAAAUACUCUCGAUCCGGACUAGAGCAUCCACAGCGGUACCUUUCCAAAGGACACACGCGAGUCCGCUUCAAACUCAAAGUGCUCAAACAGUUUUUUUGAAGCAUAGAAAGGCCUUUGACGCAUUAACAGGAUGCCCCUUUUACUUCGGGUGGUCUUGGCAAUAACGAGGUAAUUUCGAAGGCGCCUUUGUAAGACGACUGGCGAGGGGAGACCGGAAGGGAUCUGUUCCUACCGACCGCCGAAGUAGACGGGGUGGGACAAGCAGCGUCGCAGGGCAUCG